AAAGUGGGGGGAAUGAAGCCCACAAUUCAAAAUUCAAAUCUCCAGCGCCUCUCCCCUUUUCUCCUCCUCCACCUUCAAGAUCAAACCCAAACUCUCUCUCACAGAUCUAAAUCUUCACCUCCAUCCGCCAUCCGCCAUCCGCCAUGGACAAAUACGAAAAGCUUGAGAAGGUCGGUGAAGGCACCUACGGCAAGGUUUACAAGGCCAAGGACAAAACCAGCGGCCAGGUGGUGGCUCUCAAGAAGACCCGCCUUGAAAUGGACGAGGAAGGCGUCCCUCCCACCGCCCUCCGUGAGGUCUCCCUCCUCCAGAUGCUCUCCCAGUCCCUCUACGUCGUCCGCCUCCUCUGCGUCGAGCACCUUGACAAGAACGGCAAGCCUUUUCUCUACUUGGUUUUCGAGUACCUUGAUACUGAUCUCAAGAAGUUCAUCGAUUCCCACCGCAAGCCUCCAAACCCUAGGCCGAUGCCCCCCGCCCUCAUCCAGAGUUUUCUCUACCAGCUCUGCAAGGGUGUUGCGCACUGCCACAGCCACGGCGUCCUUCACCGGGAUUUGAAGCCUCAGAACUUGUUGGUGGAUAAGGACAAGGGGAUUCUCAAGAUCGCCGAUCUCGGCCUCGGGAGGGCCUUUACUGUUCCUCUCAAGAGCUACACUCAUGAGAUUGUCACGCUGUGGUACAGAGCUCCAGAGGUGUUGCUUGGCUCUACACAUUACUCUACCGGUGUGGAUAUGUGGUCUGUUGGAUGCAUUUUUGCUGAAAUGGUAAGAAGGCAAGCUUUAUUUCCGGGUGACUCCGAGUUUCAACAACUGCUUCAUAUAUUCAGGUUGUUGGGAACGCCAACUGAGAAACAGUGGCCUGGAGUUAGUUCUCUGAGAGACUGGCAUGUCUAUCCACAGUGGGAACCUCAAAACUUGGCACGUGCUGUUCCAUCAUUGGGACCUGAUGGUGUUGACCUUCUAUCGAAGAUGCUUAAAUAUGACCCAUCUGAAAGAAUCUCAGCUAAAGCAGCUUUGGAUCAUCCCUACUUCGACAGCCUUGACAAAUCUCAAUUCUGAAGUUGUUAUGUACCUAGUAUGAUCUAAUAACUUCUAGGAGCUUGUAGUCCUGUUGUCAACACUAAGGACAGGCUUUGUUUGUUGGAUGUUGGUGCAGUCAGUUGUUACCAUGAAGUCUGUCAUCGGCUCGGUGAUCUGAACUUUGUCAUAUUACAUCUAUAAAACUUCAAUGUUUCAUUUA
This is a messenger RNA of Vitis vinifera (wine grape), 1236 nucleotides long. RefSeq names its product Kinase cdc2 homolog B. Gene Ontology annotation, cellular component: cyclin-dependent protein kinase holoenzyme complex; nucleus; cytoplasm. Lineage: Eukaryota; Viridiplantae; Streptophyta; Magnoliopsida; Vitales; Vitaceae. Bases 144 to 1055 code for a protein of 303 amino acids. Gene Ontology annotation, biological process: G1/S transition of mitotic cell cycle; regulation of G2/M transition of mitotic cell cycle; protein phosphorylation. Gene Ontology annotation, molecular function: ATP binding; cyclin binding; cyclin-dependent protein serine/threonine kinase activity. The transcript is spliced from 5 exons. The record is from RefSeq and is a predicted model, not a curated record.